GUGUCUGAGUGCGCCUAAUUGAUUCUAAUUGCAAGUGUAAUUUAAUUAACGCAAUUGCAUAGUUCACCUUGAACUAUCUACUGCUGUCCACUAUACACUGGAGAGAACGGCGCAGUAAAAUAUGAAGCUCUCUGACACAAUGGCUACGCCAAUAGAAGAAAAGCUCGAUCAAAACCUCAAGGUACGCACUGGUAUGGUCCAUGUCAGCGAUGGCAAAAGCAGACCGGAACCACUGCGACUCAACCUCACAAUGGAGCUGCUUUCGCUGCAAAAGUUAGAAAUCGUAACGCCAAGCAGCUGCCAUCCGAAUGGACCGCCCAUGGAAUCAAAGGAACGAAUGGUGCAGAUCACGCGCCAGAAGCAGAGUGGCCUGGGACUGAGCAUAAAAGGUGGAGCCGAGCAUAAGCUGCCCAUAUUAAUAUCGCGGAUCUACAAAGAGCAGGCGGCGGACAUCACGGGUCAGUUAUUUGUGGGCGAUGCCAUCAUCAAGGUGAAUGGCGAAUAUAUCACGGCCUGUCCCCAUGACGAUGCGGUCAAUAUAUUGAGGAACGCCGGGGAUAUUGUCGUCCUCACAGUGAAGCACUAUCGGGCUGCCACGCCUUUUCUGCAGAAGCAAUUAACCAAAGAUACACCUGACUCGGACAACGAUGCCACCUGUGCCGAACUGAAGGCUGACGAGGGCUACAAAUCAUCCGUUAAUAGUGGAACGAUCAGCCGCAGCUGCAGUCGUCCCAUGUCCAUUUGCUCCGAGCCGGAAAAGCGCUGGACUGAUGUGGUGGCAGUGCCCCUGAUGAUGGCCUACGUGACGAGAUACAUUUACGGAACCGACAAGCUGCGACCCAAUGCCUUUGAGGUGCGCGGCCUGAACGGCGUCACCACGGGCGUCAUUCACUGCGAUGAAUUGGCCAUACUCAGUCAAUGGCUCAAGCUGAUCACCGACAAUGUGGUAGGACUGACGCAUCUACAGAUGAAGCUCUACAAUCGAAACUUUGCGGUGGGCGAGCGCAUCGAGUACAUGGGCUGGGUGAACGAGGGAGUCAUCAACAACAAUAUAUCCUGGCAGAGCUACAAGCCCAGAUUUCUAUUGCUCAAAGGCACCGAAGUGAUGCUGUUCGAAACCCCACCAUUGAAUGUGGCUGGAAUCAGUAAGGCUUUGGUGGUCUACAAGGUGUAUCAGACCAUGUUUCGAAUUGUCAAGGAAUCGGAGACUGUGGACAGUCGCCAGCACUGCUUUCUGCUGCAGAGUUCGGGUCACGAGCCUCGCUAUCUGAGCGUGGAGACUCGCCAGGAGUUGCUGCGCAUCGAGAACAGCUGGAAUGCGGCCAUCGUGACCAGUGUUAUCAAACUGGGUCGCAAGACCUUUGCUGUGUCGCAUCAUGGAAAGAGCGGCGGACUCACCCUGGACUGGCAGGCCGGAUUCUCACUCACCGAGGGCGCCGAGUCUGCUGUGGUCUGGCACUACAAGUUCUCCCAACUGAGGGGCUCCAGUGACGAUGGCAAGUCCAAGUUGAAGCUUCACUUUCAGGAUCACGAUAGUCGGGCAAUCGAAACCAAGGAGUUGGAGUGCCAAGUGCUGCAGAGUCUGCUCUUCUGCAUGCAUGCGUUCCUCACAGCCAAAGUGGCCUCAGUGGAUCCCGCAUUCUUGAGCUCAAUUCAGCAGACCUAAGCGCUCGAUCGCGGAACAAAAGAUAAUUCACAUGGAUAUAUAUAUUCGUAAAGUGCAUAGCAAAUGAUUCGAAUAUGAGUGUUGGACUAAGUAUCAUAUACACAAUGUCCGAAUGUCGGAAGGUCGGAAUGUGGGAAUGUACUUCUUAUAAACAAGUACCCGUAAAUGUGUUGAU
Molecule: messenger RNA, 1841 nt
Organism: Drosophila obscura
Lineage: Eukaryota; Metazoa; Arthropoda; Insecta; Diptera; Drosophilidae
Gene: Syn2
Product: gamma-1-syntrophin
Exons: 9
Coding region: 122-1666 (514 amino acids)
Cellular component (GO): intracellular anatomical structure; dystrophin-associated glycoprotein complex
Molecular function (GO): structural molecule activity; protein binding
Source: RefSeq, a predicted model, not a curated record